Molecule: messenger RNA, 1556 nt
Organism: Ciona intestinalis (vase tunicate)
Lineage: Eukaryota; Metazoa; Chordata; Ascidiacea; Phlebobranchia; Cionidae
Source: RefSeq, a predicted model, not a curated record
AGCGUGUAUUGCGCAAAUAAAAUACAAAUACAAUAAAAAGUGAAAUUCUGUUUUUCUAAUUUCCUUUUCUUUUGCGCCAAGAAAGAAUUGUGAACAUUUUGUUAUUAUUAUAAGUUGGUUUAAAAGCUGCUUUUGCGAAAAUGGAGGAAUUAGGAAUAGCAACAAAACCUGCUAUCGUCACGCCAGAAUCAUCCCGUCCUGGCACUGUUCAAUCUAUGCUUAGCACGACUGAAAUAGACAAGAUAGAAGAUCUUUAUACGAAAUACAAGAAGCUGCAAAAACAACUGGAGUUUCUCGGAGUACAAGAAGAAUAUAUUAAAGAUGAAAUGAAGAACUUGAGGAAGGAAUAUUUGCAUGCUCAGGAAGAAGUGAAACGCAUACAGAGUAUUCCUGUUGUGAUUGGUCAAUUCUUGGAAGCAGUGGACCAGAACAAUGCAAUUGUUCUUUCAACAACCGGAUCAAAUUAUUAUGUCCGAAUAUUAAGCACAAUUGAUAGAGAACUUUUGAAACCGAACUCUUCAGUGGCUCUUCACAAACAUAGUAACGCACUUGUGGAUGUCCUCCCUCCUGAAGCAGACAGCAGUAUCACUAUGCUUUCUGCAGAUGAGAAACCUGAUGUGUCUUAUUCUGAUAUUGGUGGAAUGGACAUCCAGAAACAAGAAGUUAAAGAAGCUGUUGAACUUCCGUUGACACAUUUCGAGCUUUAUAAACAGAUUGGAAUUGACCCUCCUCGUGGAGUCUUGAUGUUCGGACCUCCUGGUUGUGGAAAGACAAUGUUGGCAAAAGCUGUCGCCCACCAUACCACUGCUUCAUUUAUUCGAGUCGUUGGAUCGGAAUUCGUGCAGAAAUAUCUGGGUGAAGGACCAAGGAUGGUACGGGAUGUGUUCAGACUUGCCAAAGAGAACUCCCCUGCCAUUAUCUUCAUUGAUGAAAUAGAUGCGAUCGCCACGAAGCGUUUUGACGCUCAAACUGGUGCAGAUCGUGAGGUGCAACGUAUCUUGCUGGAACUACUUAACCAGAUGGAUGGCUUCGAUCAAACUGUUAAUGUUAAGGUUAUUAUGGCCACCAACCGAGCUGACACGCUCGAUCCUGCUCUGCUGCGUCCUGGUCGUCUGGAUCGGAAGAUUGAAUUCCCGCUUCCGGAUCGGAGACAGAAGCGUCUCGUCUUCUCCACCAUUACUGGGAAGAUGAACCUCAGCGAUGAAGUGGAUUUGGAAGAUUAUGUUGCCAGACCUGACAAAAUCACUGGUGCUGAUAUAAAUGCAAUUUGCCAAGAAGCAGGCAUGCUUGCAGUUCGUGAAAACCGGUAUGUCGUUCUUUCCAAAGAUUUCGAGAAGGCUUACAAAACACAGAUGAAGAAAGACGAGCAAGAAAUGGAAUUUUACAAAUGAUUGUUUCGUGAUAAAUCGAUAUUGUUUUCGUGGUGUUACGCUAUAAAUGGUGAUAUUACUGUUUUCGAGUUUCAGUGCAAAGAGCAUUUUUGCUGCUAUGAAAUAAGACUUAGUCAUUUUGUCACACAGUUUGAAGUUCAAAUAAAUUAUCACAUUGCAAGCUAA